AUGGACAAAAACAUCCAACAAAGAGUUCGUCUUAAAUUUUACAUCGCCAAUGGAAUUUCGUGUUCGGAGACACUGAAAAUGUUACAGAAGGCAUAUGGUGAAUCGACUUUAUCAAAAACACGUGCUUAUAAGUGGUACAAAGCGUUCAAAAAUGGUCGAGAUGUGAUGGAAGAUUUGCAAAGAUCUGGUAGGCCAUCAACGUCUGCAACUGAAGUUAACAUUGCAAAAGUGAAGGAAAUAGUGACUGAAAAUCCUCAUGCAAGUUUGAGAGAGAUGGCCGCCUAUCUUUCUGUAUCUCACGAGUCGGGUCCGUACCAUUUUAAGUAA
Molecule: messenger RNA, 327 nt
Organism: Colias croceus (clouded yellow)
Lineage: Eukaryota; Metazoa; Arthropoda; Insecta; Lepidoptera; Pieridae
Product: protein GVQW3-like
Exons: 1
Coding region: 1-327 (108 amino acids)
Source: RefSeq, a predicted model, not a curated record